Molecule: messenger RNA, 630 nt
Organism: Anopheles maculipalpis
Lineage: Eukaryota; Metazoa; Arthropoda; Insecta; Diptera; Culicidae
Product: cathepsin K-like
Cellular component (GO): lysosome
Molecular function (GO): cysteine-type endopeptidase activity
Source: RefSeq, a predicted model, not a curated record
AUGAGCGUGGAAUGCACGACCGAUCCAAAUAGGUUGGCCGAAGCGUGUAAAAUGCUGCCGCUGGGCAACAUGCUGGCCGGUACGCUGGUGGCAGUGAUAUAUGGAAGCGCAUUACGCGACGCAGCUGAUGGAUGUCGGUGGAACAUGGAGCCAGUGAAGAUAAUCAGUGAUACCGGGAUUCCCCCUCAUACGGCACGUGAAAGUGUCAUUCGACACCGUUUUGUUUGUUUCUUUUCACAACGUCAGCAAGGGCAGUGUUCCUUCAACAAAGACUACGCAAUUGCCAACAUAAGCGAGUGGGCGAUCUUACCGAAAAAUGAGGAUGCAUUAGCGUUUGCUCUGUGGAAGGUUGGUCCCUUACCGGUCAGUAUCAAUGCGGCACCUAAGUCGUUCCAGUUGUACAGCAAUGGCAUUUAUGACGAUGAAGCAUCAUGUGAUAAUUCGAAAGUGAACCAUGCGAUGCUCCUGCUCGGCUACACCAAGGACUACUGGAUACUGAAGAACUGGUGGGGAAGCUGGGGAGAGGACGGUUAUAUGCGAUUGGCCCGUGGUAAAAACCUGUGCGGCAUCAGCAACUAUGCCGGCUACGUUACGGUAUGAUUUCCUUUUGUGUGGAGAUUUUCUUAAUAA